AUGUCGUUCAGAGCCGGCCUCCGUUUCUUCAAUGCUUUCCGCAGCCAGGCCAUCCGCACCGGCAAGCCCGUCGCUCAGAGACGCACCUAUCAGUCCGCAGCCGAGACCAAUGUCGACCCUCCGCCAAACCAGUCCCGUCUCCAACAGCUCUGGUCGUCGCCCGUCGGCCCCAAGACCGUCCACUUCUGGGCCCCCAUCAUGAAGUGGGGUCUCGUCCUUGCCGGAGCCGCCGACUUUGCUCGUCCCGUCGAAUCGCUUUCGCUGUCGCAGAACGGUGCCCUCAUGGCUACUGUGCUGAUUGCAUCGAUGCAGNNCCUCGCUUCCGUCAACUUCCUCCUCUUCUGCGUCGGCGCAACACAGGUCUCACGUAUUCUCCUCUGGCAACAAGCCCAAAAGGGCGAUUCUAUCCCCGAGGAACUCAAGAAGGCUGGCAAGCAGGAGGGCAGAGAGCUUGAGGCUAUCGCCAAGGACCCUCAGGGUGCCAUUGAGAACGCCAAGAAGGUUUGA
Messenger RNA from Aureobasidium uvarum, 507 nucleotides. The record is from the annotation of a GenBank genome assembly. Lineage: Eukaryota; Fungi; Ascomycota; Dothideomycetes; Dothideales; Saccotheciaceae.